AUGCCCUCACCAACUCGCUCCUCGCACCGGGAGACAUCCCUCUCCGCACCGACUUCAAGUCACCGUCAUCACCGCGAACACCGCAGCCGCCACAGCCAUUCCCACCGCCACCGGCCGCGAGAGAGCUCGCGCUCGCGCUCUCCGCACCGAUCAGACAGACACAAAUCAGACCGACACCACAGACAUCGAGACAAGGAUCACGAUCGCCACGAGCGACGACACAGAGAUGUUCCAGUGGCACCAGCGAAACCAGUCGUACUCCCUUACCAAGCGCGCGAGCUAUCGGGGCGCGACUUGAAGGCUUAUGAGCCCAUGUUCGGCAUGUAUCUGGAUAUCCAGAAACAGAAAUACAUCGAAGAUAUGAGCGAAGAAGAAGUUAAAGGGCGGUGGAAGAGCUUUAUACAAAAAUGGAACCGUGGAGAGCUUGCGGAGGGAUGGUAUGAUCCCGCUACACUUAAUAAGGCACGCCAGAACGCACAAGAAGAGCCGUUAGUUGGCCCCGGUGGUGAUCGUGGAUCGCCUGAUUAUAGACGGGGAGAGCGAGAGACCAGGGAAGCAUCGCGGGAUCCGCCAUUAGGCGAGGACGACGAGGAUGAUGAUGAGUAUGGGCCGAGUCUUCCGCAAGGCUCAGCGAGAGGUGGUUCACACCUAGGACCUACGAUUCCGAAUAUGCAAGAUCUUGAGCUCAAAAGAGAAACCGCCAUUGAAGAUGCUAUAGCCGCUCGCGGUGCAUCGCGCGACCAGUACCGUGCCGAAAUCCGCACGCAUAAAUCCGCACUGCGCCAGCUCGAAGAUGAGGUUGCGCCGCGGGCCGAGGCGGGCACACGAGAGAGACAGCUCGAGAAGCGCCGAGAAGUCGCUGCGAGUAACCGUGCGUUUGCGGACUCUAUGCGUGGUGGCUCGCCUGAAGCAGCACCGGAGGAAGAUUUGAUGGGCGGGGACGAUUUCGCUGCUCUGAAACGAGAGAAGGAGAAGGAUCAGCGGAAGAAGAACGAUCGGGAAAUUCGGAGGGAGGAGAUUCUUCGCGCGCGUACGGCGGAGCGUGAAGAACGAGCUCAGGCAUAUCGUCAGAAGGAGCAGGAGACUAUGAGUUUCUUGCAGGCUUUAGCGAAGCAACGAUAUGGUUGA
Molecule: messenger RNA, 1128 nt
Organism: Penicillium bovifimosum
Lineage: Eukaryota; Fungi; Ascomycota; Eurotiomycetes; Eurotiales; Aspergillaceae
Exons: 3
Coding region: 1-1128 (375 amino acids)
Source: RefSeq, a predicted model, not a curated record